GAAUCCUUUUGUUGCAGAGAUAGAUACAUGGUCAUGGUGAUGAAUAAUACAAGUGCUUUUGUUUUGUUUGUUCUGCUCUGCGCUGCCUUGAUAUCCACUGCUAGAUUACACCCUGCAGGUGCUGAAGUUAGUACUGAUACUUGCUCUUCAUCAAAGAUAGGUGCUGCAACUGCUUCUACCACCAAAAGCCAGCCUACAAAAAUAUUUGAUGAUGAAAAGAGCUCAAAGAAAGUGAUCAUCAGUGUGGAGGCACAGGUUGUAAGAAACAAAGGCAAGAUUGUGAAGCAGCCGCCGCCGCCGCCGCCGCCGUUGUCAGUGUCACAUUACAACGAAAAACGGAAGAGAAGAUUAAGAAGGCGGUGGUCAGAUGAGGUUGAUAUGGGUUUUGUGGCUUUUAGUGCAGAUUAUCGCGGCCCAAGGCACCAUCCUCCUAAGAACAACUAAUGAUAUAUUCGACAUCCUCAAAUUCUAUGUUUUGGGUCAUCUGUUCAAUCAAACAUAUAUAGUCAAAUAUAUAUAUAUAUAUAUAGAAAGAGCAUGUGGGAUUUUGUUUUACUCUCCCUUUGGUUCUUAUUAGUUUUUCACCUUUAUAUAUGCUUUC
This is a messenger RNA of Prosopis cineraria, 601 nucleotides long. RefSeq lists its product as uncharacterized. The transcript has 3 exons. Lineage: Eukaryota; Viridiplantae; Streptophyta; Magnoliopsida; Fabales; Fabaceae. The record is from RefSeq and is a predicted model, not a curated record. The coding region runs from base 28 to 444 and encodes 138 amino acids.